UUUCUGUGUGAAAACAUGAAGGGAACCCAAAGCUGAGCUGAUGGAUUAAAACAUGCUGGGGGUCCGGGCCCCUCGUGGCCCCCUCCGUCUGCAGGCCUGGCUUCUCCAGGUCAGGAAGCUCUGUACUGAGCCAGGGGUCAGAGGUCAGGGCGUGUCUCUGCAGAACCUCCGGGUGGUUUAGGGAAGCGAGGCCUGCAGAACGUUUCCUUCCUCUGCAAUCUGUCCUGCUGAAAACGAGAAGCUGAGGAGAUUCAGUGGAAGGAGAAACUCUGGCCACACAGCGGGCGAGAGAGAGGGGGAGAGAGAGAGGGCGAGAGAGUGACAGAGAGAGAGAAAAACAGAGACGUUACAAAACCACAAAGUGCUGAGCAGACGGUUCCUGCUGGGAGGAGGAGGAGCUGCAGGAGGUUCUGGACUCGGCCGGUCAGAUUCCUCCAGAGACGGACCGAAGAGACGCUGCGUCUCGCUCAUCUCCAGGUGUUCAACAGCUCCAAAGACUGAAGACAGAAGAGCGUCUCCGCCAUGUUCAACAGCUUCAGGGACAAGGACAUGGACACCUGCACCCUCUGGGUCAAAGAGAGUCCUCCUGGCUCUGUCUCCGGUCUCUUCAGGUUCAGGCGCUGGCUGUUUCCCGCUCUGAUGGUUGCCGUGGUGUUCGUCCUGAUCCUGGUUCUGGGAGUCACCAACACAAAGACAUCCAGCCGGUUGUGGACUGCAGAGGAGGACAUGUCCAUCCUGGCUGACAGGAUGGAGUCCCUGAACGCAUCGCUGCAGCAGAGUCACGAGUCCAUUAAAGACCUUCAACACCUGCAGUGGUCCAUUCAGGACAACAAGGACCGGCUGGCCUCAGUGUCUGCAGCCCUGCAGCAGCUGGCGGUUCUGGACUCUCUGAGCCGGGCCGUGGACGGGCUGAAAUGUUCCCUGGAGCGGAUCGUCAGCAACAGCUCAGCGACCGGACCGUGCUGUCCCCUGGACUGGACCCGGCUCGGGUCGGACUGCUACUUCUUCAGCCAGCAGCACCUGAACUGGAACCAGUCCAAGAGCUGGUGUGAGAGGAAGAGCGCUCACCUGCUGAUCCUGCACAGCAACCAGGAGUGGGACUUUGUGACCAAGAAGUCGGUUCCUGACUUGUACUGGGUCGGCUUGACUGAUGGGAGAACUGGGAGGUGGGAAUGGGUGAACCAGACCCCUUACACCAUAGAGCGCAGGCGGUGGGUUCCCGGCCAGCCCGAUGCCUGGACCGGUCACGGUAUGGGUCCUGAAGAUGAAGACUGCGCUCAUCUCCAUAGCAACGGGCGCCUUAACGACAUCCACUGCAGCACCACCAUGCGCUUCAUCUGCCAGAGACGCAGCACCAACACCUGAAGACACCUGGACACAGGCUCCGCCCACAACCCAGAGCGGACCGGAGCAGUUAGAGACUCAGACACCUGAUGAUGAUGAUGAUGAUGAUGAUGAUGAUGUGGCAUUAAAGGAACAUCUAGAA
Molecule: messenger RNA, 1486 nt
Organism: Xiphophorus maculatus (southern platyfish)
Lineage: Eukaryota; Metazoa; Chordata; Actinopteri; Cyprinodontiformes; Poeciliidae
Product: C-type lectin domain family 10 member A-like
Exons: 9
Coding region: 523-1365 (280 amino acids)
Source: RefSeq, a predicted model, not a curated record